This is a messenger RNA of Chlorella variabilis, 522 nucleotides long. RefSeq lists its product as hypothetical. Gene Ontology annotation, cellular component: AP-2 adaptor complex; membrane coat; intracellular membrane-bounded organelle. The record is from RefSeq and is a predicted model, not a curated record. Gene Ontology annotation, molecular function: clathrin-cargo adaptor activity. The transcript is spliced from 4 exons. NCBI's taxonomy places the organism in Eukaryota, Viridiplantae, Chlorophyta, Trebouxiophyceae, Chlorellales, Chlorellaceae. Bases 1 to 522 code for a protein of 173 amino acids. Gene Ontology annotation, biological process: clathrin-dependent endocytosis; intracellular protein transport.
AUGGCCGCCGCCGCUGCCGCCGCCCAGACGGUCGCCUCCCGCGUCACGCCUUGCACCACCCUGCUCCCCGCGCACGGCCGCUUGCAGAUCCGGUUCUUCCUGCUCCAGAACCGGGCGGGCAAGACGCGCCUUGCCAAGUAUUACAUGCCGCUGUCGGACGACGACAAGUCCCGCACAGAGGAUGAGGUCUACCGCCUCAUAGCCAACCGCGACGCCAAGUUCACAAACUUCCUGGAGUACAAGACGUACAAGGUGGUGUAUCGGCGGUACGCCGGCCUGUACUUCAUUUUCUGCGUGGACGUCACCGACAACGAGCUGCUCUACCUGGAGACCAUCCACCUGUUUGUGGAGGUGCGGAUCCUGGACCACUACUUUGGCAACGUGUGCGAGCUGGACCUGGUGUUUGGGUUCCACAAGGUGUACUGCAUCCUGGAUGAGUUCAUCAUUGGCGGGGAGAUACAGGAGACGAGCAAGAAGGUCAUCCUGGAGCGGCUAAAGGAGCUGGACUCGUUGGAAACAUGA